GGGCCGAGCCGAGCCCAGCCGUGCGGGCUCACGCCGGGGGAGCGGCGCUUGUGCCGAGCCGAGCCGACGGCAAGGCGUCCUGCGGGACCCGGGCCCGGCGGGGCCGAGCCGGAGCAGCUGCUGCCCCCAUGAUGUGCGAGGCAGGGCUGAUUGCAUCGGAGCCCUCCAACCCCAUGCAGUACUAUGGUGAGUCGUCUGACACCUACUACCACGUGGACCGCUGGCAGAGGCUGCGCACGGCUGUCAGGAAGCUGGAGUUCUGGGAAAACUUCAACGCCGAGCUGAUAGGCAGCGGCUUCUUCUCCAAGGUCUACAAGGUGACUCAGGCUGCUGCUUGUAAGGUGAUGGUGGUGAAGAUCUACAAGAACGACGUGGACCAAGAGGUGAUUGUGCGUGAGAUCAGCCUGCUGCAGAAGCUGUCCCACCCCAACAUCGUUAGAUACCUUGGGAUAUGUGUGAAGGAUGACAAACUGUACCCCAUUCUGGAGUACGUGAAUGGAGGUUGCCUGGAGGAGCUCCUGGCCAGCAAAGACAUUGGUUUGACAUGGAAGGAAAAAGUGGACUUAGCUUCUGACAUCACCAGAGGAAUGAUCUACCUGCACUCCAAGAACAUCUACCACCGAGAUCUCAACUCCAAGAACUGCCUCAUUCGACUGAUGCCACGGGGUCGCGAGGCGCUGGUGACUGACUUUGGGCUGGCCAGGGAGGUGGUGGAGCUGCCUGUGAAGGAUGUGGAGAGGAAGCUGUCUCUGGUGGGUUCUGCUUUCUGGAUGGCUCCUGAGAUGCUGCGGGGAGAGCCCUAUGACCGGAAGGUGGAUGUGUUUUCCUUUGGCAUUGUCCUCUGUGAAAUCCUGGGCAGGAUCCCAGCUGACCCUGAAGUGCUUCCCAGGACUCAGGAUUAUGGCUUGGAUGUUGCUGCCUUCCAAGGGAUGAUCAGUGAAUGCCCCAAGCGGGUGAUUGACCUUGCUGCUAGCUGUUGUUGGGUGGAAGCAUUUAAGAGGCCGUCUUUCUCCGAAAUCCUGGAUGAGUUGGAGGAUGUCACAGAGAGCCUGGAGCCUAGGAGGGACAAUCAGCUUUUGGGCUGAGCUGCUGGCCUUCUGUGAGGCUUGGCACAGAAUCACCCAAACUGUAAAUUUACUAUCUGGGGGGUCAGGAGUGAAGAAGGAAGGUGGGGAAGGGAAGAGCUAAGUGAUGCACUGGUGUUUAUUGAAUCAUAGUCUCGGUCUCUAAUUUCUUGGAUGGAAAACAUGGUUAAAAAUGGAGAAGGGACUUACCAAGGGUAUGUUUUUCCUAGCUAAAGUUUUUAACAGAUGUAAUUAGGACACCGAGCAGCCUUUGUCUGUUUGCUUGUUAAAAGCAAAUGAUCCUGGAGGAACCUGAAUUCCCUUGAGGAUGCUUUCCAAAACCCCAGUAGAAACAUUGUCCUCUCCUGCUUCCCUGUGCCCCUGGGUCCCAGGGCAUUCCCAUUCUCCAUCCCCAUGGCCUUGAGGAAUUGCCUCGCAGGGGGCUGGGGUCUGUGGAGUGUGAAGGAGAGGGGCUUUGGGGUGCUUGGUGAGCCUCAGAGUCGCCUUAUAUUUCAAAGCCUUAAAGCACCCAUCCAGCAGCCUUGCAGGAGCAGGUAUGCUCUGCAAGGUCUCUGUCUGGGUCUCCUGGCAUUGCACUAGGGGCGCACCCAGACAUGGAGUCAUCCAGCAAGGUUUUGGAGAGUCAGCCGGGGCCACCCAUAGGAUGCUGACCUGCGCUGGCUGAGGUGAUGGGGAGGGUGUGCCUUAUUGAGAUAUGAACUAACUGACUAAUAUCUCCUCUCAGAAAAGCUUUGUCAGACACAUGUCCCAGCAUCAUGGUAGUCUGGAUUUCUCCCUGCCGCCUCUACUCAAAGAUGGAGGGGUCUGCCUCCCCACUUCUCGUCCUGCUGCAAACAUGGUGAUAAUGAGCACAGUGCCAACAGUUUGUGAGGCCGAAACGGGGGAGAGCUGCAUCCAGCAUCAUCCAGCAUCUUACCCAUUUCUCUGCCUGGCCCAGCACCCAUCACUUCCUCGGCUAUGUGGGACACCCUUGCAGGCCCCAGCGCUCAGGCAGCCAGGAAAGGACUUGGUUUUGAUAUCAUGUUUUCUUCUGUAGGCCACAGGAGGGUGCUGGGGCUGCAGAUCCAAACCAGAGGUGGAAAGAAUAAUGGCUAGAAAUGGUCUGGCAUUGCAAAUUGAGAGAAAGAGGUGAGCAGUCAAGUCCCUGCCCCUAGAUGAGCCAAUUGCUUGGCCAUUGGUCUGAAAGACGUGUUCUGCUGGGACCAAAAUGUUUGUGAGUGUAAAUAUGUGUAAUGUCUGUAUAGUGGUGGAGCUGUGGCACUGUUCUUGUAGACUGUAAGCUCAUGGAGCAAGGAUCAUUCAUCUGUCCACCAAAAAGUAUUUGUACAGUGUUUAGCCCAAUGGGCCUUCAACAUACAGCUUUAAGGCUGUUCUCCCACAUAGUGGUAGACCUACCUGGGGGCCUCAUCUCAAGUUCUUGGAGCAACAUUUGGUGUCAUAUAUAGCCCAACAUCUCUGUGUCGUGGUGCGUGCACAAGGGAGUGUCAGCGGUGUGCUGGGACGGAGACAUAGUGGAGGAGCAUGGUGCAUUUUCACUAGGGAUCAUAAGGAACUGGGAGCUGGCUUGAAAUGCACUGAAUGGUACCAGGGUCACUAGUUCAGCCACAUCUCCAGGGUGCAUUUGCAUCUCCUCAUUCCCCAGAGGUGCUCUUGUGCUUUUGUGGGAUACUGACUUAUUUGCACAAGAAACCUCCUGCUCAACAGUAAACUGCCCAGCAAAUACCUUCAUCCCAUUUGGAUACUGCCAGUGGGGGGGAAGCAAAGCCUCGAGAAGUAGAAGACUGAAAAUAAGGGAAGCUUUUCAACCUGGAGGAGGGAGAGUGGCCACUUUUUGACUUGCACCAGUUUGGGCACUUUAGACCAGUGGAGUGAAAUGGACUGCAACAGCAGUGCAAACAGCACUGAUGUAUGUGUGUGUCUUCAAUGAGAGCCAGCCACCACCAGCAUCGCAGCAACGUGUUGAAUGAAAAUCACAGGUUGUAGAUUUGGCUACCAGGAGAUGGAUCUGAGGAGCUAACUGCAACCUCCCAGGGCUUCCCAGUCUUCCCUGGGCUCUUCUUCCAUAGAGAAAUAGGCUUGAGAGUAAGGAAUCCAACAGUAUGUCCUAACACCCAAAGCAUUAAGGAUGCAAAGCCUUUUCCAAAUGCCACUAUGGAUGAAGGAUAGGCGUUCACCUCAGCUCGGUCUCUGGCUAGAUGCAUUGCUUUCACAAAGCCUUUCCCCAGCCUUCCCCAUGCUGCUUCGUCUGCCAAGCUGGAGUCUGUUCUUCCUCUGCCCCACCUGCACAAGAGUAGACUAAAGGAAGAUCCCUCAACAUAUUGAUCCCUCAAAUGGCCUGUUACAGGGUGAAGGUGUCUUGUUCCACAGGCACUUCCCUGCAGGGCUGCUCCCCUGCUGGCCACCCCCUUCCCAGGACCAGCAAGGCUUGGUGCUAGUGGUGCCCUACUGCAGACUGGGCUGAUCCUUCUUCCAGCUGUCCAUCUGACUCUGAUCCUGCAGAGCAACAACUGUGGGGCUGGGACACAGUAGAAAAGGCAUGUGGAGUUGUGUAUACUUUGGUGAUGCUGUGGUAUGAAGGGAGAUAUUUUGGUUUUAUUUAUCUGCUUGGAGGUAAGAAGCCUGCUCAAGGAUUAAACAGAUCUGGGGGUGGGGGUUGGGAUAUUUUCUGCACAGAGCACAGAGGAUAGCAUUAGCCAGCACGGUGUGAGCUGUGAUGGAGCAGAACUGCAUUUCUUCUGGGCUUGCCAUGUGCCCCAUACACUCUCAUGGUGAGGCCACAUGCUGGAUCUCAGGUGACUGAAGGAUAUCAGGUCCUUGCUAUAAGGACCUUUGGUGCCUGCUGCAGGGGCAGGUGGGACCGAGACUGUCUGCAGACACCAUGUGGACUAGAAAAGCCAAUGUUGGGAGUCUGCAGAGAACAGAGGUUGUCUGGGAAUUUGUCUGGUGCAUCUCAUGGACCAAGAGUUUCUCUUCACUGGUGAGAGCUGGAGGGAGAAGCAAGUAUGGGAAAUCUGCCGAGAUGCCCUCCAGGUAUGAGCCCCUGUGCUGGGAGUGCAGGGCCUGGCUUUCCCAUGCCAGUCUGAUGCAAAGUCCAGGUCAGUGGUUGAAUUUCAUGUCUCGGAGUCCUGGCACUGAAUUGACGCAACUGCGAUGGUGGGUAGGGGGUCUGGGUGGUGCAGCAGGCUCGCCUUUGCUGAACCUGACCAGGAGCUGCCUCAUCUGCCUCUCUUCCCUCUGUUGGCCGCUUGCUCUGCAGCUGCCGAUGGCACAGACCUGGCCAUGCUGCGCCCCAUGGGCCAUGCGUUCCUGCAUCUCCAUUGUGUCUUCAUUUGUUUGUUUUUAUAAAUGCCAUUUGGAAAUAAAGUCUAGUGGUUCUUUUCCA
Molecule: messenger RNA, 4467 nt
Organism: Aquila chrysaetos chrysaetos
Lineage: Eukaryota; Metazoa; Chordata; Aves; Accipitriformes; Accipitridae
Product: dual specificity testis-specific protein kinase 2-like
Exons: 9
Coding region: 129-1085 (318 amino acids)
Biological process (GO): protein phosphorylation; actin cytoskeleton organization
Cellular component (GO): cytoplasm; nucleus
Molecular function (GO): ATP binding; protein serine/threonine kinase activity
Source: RefSeq, a predicted model, not a curated record